GAUAGUGUCAUGGCGGCGCCGGGAGUCAGUUUUGAGAGCUCGAGCUACAUCGAGGAAAGAAAGGACAUAAAACGACAGGCACGCGAAGAGGCGGUGGAAAAAGCCAAGCAGCAGUAUGAGAAGGAAGAGAGGAAGAAGGAGCUGAAGAGGCAGAGAGGAGAAGAUACCUGGAUGCUCCCCGAGGUCAACCAGAGGCUGCAGGACAUCGAGGAAGAAGGCUCUGUGAUCAGCAAGAAGAAGAAAGAGAAGAAAUCUAAGAAGAAAAAGAAGAAGGCCAAAAAGGAGAAGAAGACCACGGCAGAAGACGGCUCUGAUGACAGCUCACAGGACUCGGGGGAUGAUGAGUGGGUCGAGGCCAAAACCAAAGUGGCCAAAGCCUGGCAGGUUCCGGAUGAGUCCAAACCUUCGGCGAUCAACCUCAAGCCCGCUCCCAAUGCGGAGAGAGACGAAUGGAUGACCUUUGACUUCCUGGCGAUGAGCACCACGUCCACAGCGGAGAAGAGGGCCGAGAAAGAGCGCCUGAAAGAGGAGGAGAAAGCCAAGACCCAGGCCAUUGAACAGUCUGAUUGGCACAAAUUGGAGCUCAACCCGUACUGGAAAGACGGCAGCAGCGGUCUGCCCCCGGAGGAGACGGCCGGUACUGCAGGCAAGAAAGCCGGUGCGGUGGUGAACGACGCCGGUCUCUCCUGGCUGAGGAAGAGCUUCCAGAGGAUGAAGGAGCAGGCGGAGCGGCAGCAGCGCAGCCUCGACGACGUGGUGGCCGAGAGAUACGGAUCGCUGGAAGAGUUCCAGCAACGACUCGCCGAUGCCGAGACCGCCGUGUACGGUCACAGCCGAGGAGGAGGAGGAGGGAGAGGAAGAGGCGGGUGGAGGAGAGGCGAGAGCGAGGCCAGGGAGAGGUGGAGGGGAAGGGAUGGAGAUGGGGCAGAGAGAGAUCGCCGGGGGAGAAAUGAAAGGGGGAGAGAUUCGUGGUCGCCCGCAGACGGAGAGAGAUGCCACGCCGGGAGAGGGGAGGAGAGGGGAGGACGGAGAGGUGGAGAGCAAGAGAGAGGAAGAGAGAGGGAUGGAGGAGAAGACAUGGACAGGGAUGGAGGAAGAGAUAGGGAGAGGGGUGGAGGAAGAGAUAGGGAGAGGGAUCGAGGAGAAGACGGGGAGAGGGAUGAUGGAGAAGAAAUGCAGAGGGAUGGAGGAAGAGACGGAGAAAGAGAAAGCGCUGCGUCAUCAUUCGGGCGGAGUCAGCGUCCUCCGUCUCUCGGGUCUCUGAAAAGCCGUUUCCUCAAACCCUCGGAGGACGAUGACCUCGGUGAAGCUCCUCAGCCUCGUCUUCGUCGUCCUCCUCCGAGAUUCCUGAAACCCGGCUCUGACGAUGAAGACUCCGGUCCGAAGAAGAAGAGCGGCGAUCCGGCUCGGGAGUCUGACGCCGACUUUGAGAAGCCCCGGCAGGAGAAAGAGAGCGAUGCUGUGUCUCCGCCCCCAGAGCGUCCGCACGGGGAUAAACCCGCCAAGACGACCUCGAGGAGUGAGAGUGAGAGUGACGGUGAGGAAGAGGAGGAGCUUCCACUGAUGUCUGAGGAGGAGAUGAAUAAACUGGGAGCCAAGCUGGUGAAGGCGGAGAUCAUGGGCAACACGGCCGCGUUCGAGAGGUUGCAGUCUCAGCUGGAUGCAGCUCACAAAGCCAAAGAGAACCACGCCGCCCGGAAGAAGCUCCAAGAAACGGCCAAAUUAAAGCAGGUCGCGGGUCACAGCAGUGAAGACCGGGAGGUGCUGCUGUUCAGAACCGACCAAUCGGGUCGCGCCUGGCCGGUUAACGAGCCCUCGGGACCCCGAGAACCCCACGGAGGACGACGCAAGAAGAAAGCGAUUGAGACCCACGUGGACGGCGAGCGCGUGCGUUACUUCCAGGACGAUGACGGCGUGGACCUGAAGGAGAUGGUGAGGAGGGAGAAGAUGAGCUCGGCCCAGGACCAGAACGCCCUCUACUCACGCAUGGCCUCCAAGAUGAUGGGCAAGGCGGACGGAGACAACUACACGCUGGACGACAUGUUCGUGUCGAGCGCGGCGCAGCGGGAGGGCGACGGCAAGGAGGAGGAGAGGAUGAGGAGCCGCGCCAUCGGCGAGAGCCGGAGGCUCAACGCCUCCAUGGAGAAGUGCCGGCAGUGCUUCAGCAGCCCGGAGCUCCACAAGCACCUCGUCGUGGCCAUAGGGAGCAAGGUCUACCUGAGCCUCCCUGCGGGCGUGUCCAUGACGGAGGGCCACUGCCGGAUCUGCCCGCUGCAGCAUCACUGCUCCGCCACGGGAUUGGACGAGGACGUGUGGUCAGAAAUGCAGCUGUUCCGGCGCACGUUGGUGAAGAUGUUCGAGUCCCAGGAGAUGGACUGCGUGUUCAUGGAGACGCACAUGAACCCCCGCCGGAGGCAGCACAUGGCGCUCGAGUGCCUCCCGCUGCCCCGGGAGCUCGGAGACAUGGCGCCCAUCUACUUCAAGAAAGCCAUCCUUGAUUGUGAUGAGGAGUGGGCGAUGAACAAGAAGGUCGUCGACCUCUCGUCCAAAGACAUCCGCCACGCCGUUCCUCGAGGUUUGCCGUAUUUUGCCGUCGACUUUGGACUCCAGGGAGGCUUCGCUCACGUCAUUGAAAACGAACAGAAGUUCCCCCAUUACUUCGGCAAGGAAGUGGUCGGCGGCAUGUUGGACUUGGAGCCGCGGCGUUGGAGGAAGAUGAUCAGAGAGAACUUUGACGACCAGAGGAAGAAAGUCCUCCAGUUCGCUCAGUGGUGGAAACCCUACGACUGCACCAAGGCCCCCGAGGACGGCUAGCCCUCGAACGCACCGUGGGGCGUUCACUGUCGCACCUGCCUAUGGGUUUUAUUUUUUUAUCCCUACUCUAGGCGCUUUUAAUCCAAUAAAAAGAAAGAAUAAAACAACCUUGA
This is a messenger RNA of Pseudoliparis swirei, 2927 nucleotides long. RefSeq names its product CWF19 like cell cycle control factor 2 (gene cwf19l2). Gene Ontology annotation, biological process: mRNA splicing, via spliceosome. Gene Ontology annotation, cellular component: post-mRNA release spliceosomal complex. The transcript has 20 exons. NCBI's taxonomy places the organism in Eukaryota, Metazoa, Chordata, Actinopteri, Perciformes, Liparidae. The coding region runs from base 10 to 2814 and encodes 934 amino acids. The record is from RefSeq and is a predicted model, not a curated record.